CGCCCUGAGGGCAGGAAAAGGGUCCCAGAAAAAAUCAGAGGCAGCCUCAAGGAGUUUUUCUUCUCACACACUGGGAUGCUGAAGGUCUUGAGGAUGUGUAUCAUUGCAGGAGCGGUGUAUUGUUUCAUCGUUGGCCGAGCAGAGAACGUGCUUAUAGCAAUCACGAUUCAGGAAACCUUCAUCGUCUUAUUUUUUGUCAUAAUAUAUAUGGUAUCCCUUCAACACUUGCUGGUCUGUGUACACUGGCCUUUGCUUGAUCUUAUCAACAGUUGCAUGUCAGCUGUAUUCCUUGGGUUGAUUGGCAUAAGAACAAUUGAAGAAAAAGGAAGAAAGAAAUUGGUGUAUAUCGGAGGGGUCCUGUGCCUCUUUGCAUCAAUCCUGUGUGUCUUCGAUGCGUUGAUGGUUGUCAAGACGAUGAGGAGUAACAGGAAAAAGGCUCCAAGAAUAGUUCCCGCCACCGCCCCAUCGAGGCCCAAUCUACGCUGA
This is a messenger RNA of Meriones unguiculatus (Mongolian gerbil), 486 nucleotides long. It is a transcript of the gene Cmtm1, whose product is annotated as CKLF like MARVEL transmembrane domain containing 1. Lineage: Eukaryota; Metazoa; Chordata; Mammalia; Rodentia; Muridae. Gene Ontology annotation, cellular component: membrane. The record is from RefSeq and is a predicted model, not a curated record. Bases 76 to 486 code for a protein of 136 amino acids. The transcript has 4 exons.